Messenger RNA from Thamnophis elegans (Western terrestrial garter snake), 872 nucleotides. Its product is annotated as collagen alpha-1(XVI) chain-like. The coding region runs from base 131 to 733 and encodes 200 amino acids. The record is from RefSeq and is a predicted model, not a curated record. The transcript has 7 exons. NCBI's taxonomy places the organism in Eukaryota, Metazoa, Chordata, Lepidosauria, Squamata, Natricidae.
CUGCUCGGGGGCGCUCCAGGGGUCGCCUCCCCCGCCGGAUUCUCCGCUACCCUCCAGGCUGCAGCCGCAGAGACUCAGGGACCUCCUGGAAAACCAGGCCCUCCUGGUCCUUCUGGACAGAAAGGGGACCAUGGCACUCCAGGACAGAUGGGUCACCCUGGAGAGAAAGGCAGAGCGGGGAUGCCGGGAGGCCCAGGAAAAAGUGGUGAGAUGGGCCCCAUGGGCCCCCAGGGGAGAGAGGACAUCCUGGUGCACCUGGGCCUGCUGGGAACCCUGGGAACCCAGGAUUGCCGGGAACGAUGGGAGAUGCCAUGACCAGAUCAGGAUGUUCAUCAGAGAGGAGUUGCAAAAAAUGUUUGAUGAACGGAUUCAGUACUACACUUCCCGACUGCCCCUGUCACCGGUGGAAGUCCUUUCCCAGCCAGGGAGACCAGGAUCACCUGGGAAAGAUGGAACUCCAGGGCGGCCAGGUCCUCCUGGUUCUCCAGGAUUGCCUGGACAAAUUAGAAGGGAAGGCCGGCAAGGUGUGCCCGGCAUGAGAGGUGAGCCCGGAAUCAAAGGAGAAAAAGGAGACAAAGGGACUGGAAUCAUGGGGGAGACAGGAGCACCAGGCCCUCCAGAGCAUAUCAAGGCAUCUGCGGUUUCUCCAGAGAUUUCAGCUGACCUUCACUUGCUGGAUGUUUCCUGGAUUGGAAAAAAAAAGUUUCAUUACUGGAAAAGACUUUAUACAUGAAAUAAAAGAUAAUAAGUCAAAUAACAAUAUGAGAUGGUGUUACAUUCAGAGUCCCAGCGUCUGUUAGAGAAAUACCCUAUUAAUAAGGUGACCAGAUUUUAACAUUGGUAAAGAGAGACACCAUUGACUGAGCGGGGGG